AUUAUCUUCUUUUUGAGGGACUCGUUUAUGUUUUUUCCCAGAUCUUGAAUGGGAUUCAUUAUCGGAGAUCUCCAUCUCUGGAGAUCCUCCACUAUUCUCCAUUUUACAAAAAUUUGUGUCUUAUUUCUAAUCUAUUAUUGAUUUUAACAAUAAUCUCAAAAAAAAAAUAACAAAACAAACAAACAAAAAAUUAUGAUGAUAAUAUUAAGCAUUGAACAUAUGAGUUGAACAAUAAUAUUAACAUUAAAUAUGUGUACCUUAAUAUAAAAGUUGUUCCGAUACUGCGCUCUACUGCCCUAACCAGGGAGAGACAGAGGCUACGCGCUAUGGAUCAACACAAUAGCGCAAUAAUAGCUCACACGGUCACGUGAUGAUAAUUCCCGUUAACGACAGCCACACGCUGGCGAUCCCGUUAUGCCAAUGUUCAACAGCCGCCAAGGGCUGCAAACUGCAAGAGCGCUGCUUCCUUUGUUCCACUUCACAAAAGGUCAAUUCGAAAGCGGACAGCAAUGACCUUCACUCGCACAAUAGUAAAAGUGGAAACGCACAAUGACGACACUGAACUUUACUCAUCAAGAGUUGGAUAGCGAAUGUCGCGACGGGAUGAACUCCAAAUGAAUCCAACUGAGAGCAAAGCACUUUUCAUAACAAGCCAACGUCGCCGAGCUAGAGGCCUCGCAGCGGAACUCUUCAAGGGUGGCCCGGAAAAUUUUAUAGUGUGUAUACACCGGUUGAUAGUCAGGAUCUGGAACACGGUAGAGCUACUGAAGGAGUGGAAAGAAGAGGUAAUCUACCCCAUAGAUGAAAUAGAUGACAAGCUGGAUUGUGGAAACAACCGUGCAAUUACGAUCCUGAAUGGUGCCUACAAAAUUUCAUCCUAGAUCCUCGAUCCGAUCCGAACGAAUGGGAAUGAGAAAUUUUCUCUAAGAAACUUUCCUCUUUACGGGAGUUAUUAAAAGCCUUCAGAUGAAGAUUGAAUAUCUAUCGUAUAAGCAUCGUCAUCGAGUAAUGAUGUAGCUAUUCCGUCCAGCAGACACAACUAUCACGACCUGAGAUGCACCAAACCCCGAACUUCGAUUUUACUAUUGAAAAUGUCCGAGAUCUGAGUCGUAUUCACAUACCCAAUAUAGAAAAAAUCAUUUGAAGAAACAUAUUUAAAAACGAAAUACAUCUGUGUGUAUUUCUUAUAGAUUCCACGCCAAAAUCAUCCGUAAAAUGUCAAUGCAUACUCAAUUAAUGAAAUUCUUUUAAAACUUUUUAGCUGAACAUCUUAAAAGUCACUUUUCUCUGUACAACCAGUCGGACCCAUCCUUAUCGCAUACAUCGCGUAAAACCGAAUACGCUGUAUGCUUCCAUCCCCACGAGUACAAUUUAAGGUUGCCUCUUACAAGAAGGCAUACAACACUGCAAAUAGAGUCAGGAACCAUGAGUAAAAAAACGGAACAUAACUCAAACUUCAUAGCAUACACCAAAGAAACCAUGGCCAAAUCCCGCCCUGAGUUGGUGAAACAAAAGGAAGCCAUCGAAACAUUCAACGAGUCAUUGAGCUCUCCCAAAUAUUCAGAGUAUCGAUCAUCAUUUAUUCCAUAUAAACUGAUCGAUUUUUCAGAUCAUACAGGAGAACUUGUUCAGAGUAAUGGUACACGGAAUGGCGAAAAAGAAAGGGAACGGAUAAGUUCGGAUCUGAGUUUGCACAAUAAAAAGAAAUUUGAGAGAACCAACAUCAAGUUGAACGGAAAUAUUAUGCUGGAACCCGAAUAUAAGAAUAAAUAUAUUGAGUUUCCUAUUGAGAAAUCACAGUCAACUCCACAACUAAAUAAUAUCAAUUUUAGUGCUAACAUAAAAGGAAUGCCAUCCGAAUACAUGGAAUGUUACAAAAGCUACGAUCAUUUCAUAAAAAGUGCACCAAUCAAAAAAGUUGAUAACCUCAGUUUGAGUGGAUUAGUCGAUCUGGUUCCAGAGUACAAGGACCAUUUUCGUUGUCCCUCGCAGAAUACAGUGGAUCGAUCCAGUUAUGCGAAGCGUGAAGAUAACCUUCUUCUCGAUGGCGAGUUUAGUAAGUUACUGCCCGAAUACAACAGCAGUUACCGGAAUCCUGCAAUCACACAGAAACCUGAAAUUGCCAAACCAAAAGCUGGGAUAUUGAAACUAGAAGGAAAUAUGAGUUACGAGCCAACAUACAGGUGUUCAUUUAUAGAUUUUCCACGAAGUCGACCAGUAAUUUCGAAACCUAUAUCAAAUAUGAAAUUUGAAACGCAAGACUCAGCUGAGGAACGAAGUAAUAAGAAAAAUAAUGGACAACAAAAAUUACGCAGCAGAAUACCUGUUUUGAAUCAGCACAAACCUGCAACAGAUGAGGAAUUGGCCCAAUUUGCAUCUCUGCCAGAAUAUAGAAAAGCGAAAAGAGAACUACUCAUUAAGACGAAACCAUUACAAUCUUCGAAAAGUUUUCUAGCCCAAACCAUCCACGAUGGAAAGAACAAAAUCGGAUUGCGGCAAGACGGGAACAGCGUGUCGACCAAGAUUACAGGGAAUGACCAAGAGGAUUACUCAUCGAAGGCAAAUUCGUACCAUUACAUUUCUGGAAAUGAGCGAAACACUAAAGAGAAAAAGAAAUUCGAUAGUAAUGUCCAAAAAUCUUCGAUACUUGCGAUUAAAAUGGAAAAUGACAAGGCCCUCCAUAAUAUAAGCCAGCUUCGGGGUGGGAAAAAAACCUUCAGAAAUAACCAAAGCAAUAUAAUUGAAGCAAACAAACACUACGCGGAAAACACAAGUGAUCAAUAUCGCAAAUAUCAUUUGAGCCGAAGAAAAACUGAGUCGCGAAAUACGGUUCCACAAUCUUUCGUAGUCUUAAACGCCCCGAUAAAACAGAGAAAUAAGCGAUGGUUUGCACCAACUAAUAUUUAUGACUCCCACAUGUAUUAGUGUUCCAUAAUUGUUGAUCGUGAAACUGCCAUAUUUGUUUUAGGAAAAUUUUACCAUCAAGAUGCUGUUUCAAUGAACAUGGACUAUAUAGAUUGAGCAUUGUGAUUUUUAUAAAAUUGAUCUAAUAAAUAUGAUAAAAACCAGGAGUUAUUAUAUUUACAUGAUAA
This is a messenger RNA of Toxorhynchites rutilus septentrionalis, 3092 nucleotides long. RefSeq lists its product as uncharacterized. The coding region runs from base 1426 to 2925 and encodes 499 amino acids. The record is from RefSeq and is a predicted model, not a curated record. The transcript has 3 exons. Lineage: Eukaryota; Metazoa; Arthropoda; Insecta; Diptera; Culicidae.